AAAGAGCUUCAGGAGAAGCUGGAGCAGGAGAUCUCUGAGCUGAAGAGGAAAGACGCUGAGCUGAAGCUGCUCUCACACACAGAGGAUCACAACCAGUUUCUACACAACUACCCCUCACUGUCACCACUCAGAGAACCUACAGACUCGUCCGGCAUCGAUAUCCGUCCUCUGAGCUACUUUGAGGACGUGACGGCGGCUGUGUCAGAAGUCAGAGAUAAACUACAGGACGUUCUGAGAGAGAAGUGGACAAACGUCUCACUGGCAGUGACUGAAGUGGACGUUUUACUGUCUCCUUCACAAGCAGAGCCCAAGACCAGAGCUGAGUUCUUAAGAUAUUCAAGUGAAAUCACACUGGAUCCAAACACAGCACACAUGCUGCUGUUAUUAUCUGAGGGGAACAGAAAAGCAACAGUUACGAAUGAACAUCAGUCUUAUUCUAGUCACCCAGACAGAUUCACUUCAUGUUGUCAGGUCCUGAGUAGAGAGAGUCUGACUGGACGUUGUUACUGGGAGGUGGAGUGGAGAGGAGGAGUUUAUGUAGCAGUCGCAUACAAGAAUAUCAGCAGAACAGGAAGCUCUGAUGAAUGUGGUUUUGGAUUGAAUGACAAAUCUUGGGCGUUAUAUUGUGACAAAAACAGUUUUAUAUUUUGGUACAACAAUAUCAAAACUCCCGUCUCAGGUCCUCAGUCCUCCAGAGUAGGAGUGUACCUGGAUCACAGAGCAGGUAUUCUGUCUUUCUACAGCGUCUCUGAAACCAUGACUCUCCUCCACAGAGUCCAGACCACAUUCACUCAGCCUCUCUAUGCUGGACUUGGGUUUUAUCGUCAUGGAGACACUGCUGAGUUCUGUAAACUAAAAUAGACAGAAGUGAUUUAUGGAACAGCAAAUUUAUUUCUGUUAAACUCACUUUGUGUCCAUUUUUGCUGAGACCUGAUUUCUUUCACCUGUCAAUCAAACAUUGAGGGCGGUACUUUGACAUCUUGUCAUUAUUGUUGUGUACAUGUUUGAGUUUCUUUAGGUGGAGCUCCUUCCUGUGUCUGUUAAACCAUGGAGGCUAUCACUGCUCAUGAUGAUCUUUGUUGACCUGAACUGAUAUUUCUCUGCAGGAAAAUGUAAACUUCUCUGAGGUCUAAAUGUUUGUUGAAAAUGUGUAUUGAUGAAUUUGUUUGUUGUUGUUUCUCUUCCACUGCAUGUGUCUUAAAGAGAGAAAUCACCAGAGCUUCUUUUAUCCAAGAUAUUUUGUUCUCACCACUUUCUGUAAAGAUAUCUUUCAUUAAAUUGUUUAAUUUCUUUGUUUCAAGAAGAUAAAAGACUCUGAUCUUGUUGUAAGAACAAUCAGUCUAUUGAGAAGGAAACUCGUCUCUUUUUUUUAAGAUCCAAUGAUUUUAUAUUAAAGUCUCUUUCAAUUAUUUUACAACGUGUAGUUGUCUUAUAGGAAGACCUUCUUUCAGUGGUCUAGGAUUCAAACUGCCUGCAGUCAUCAGAGUGUUCCUGUCAGUGGGUUUAGUGGGAAUACUUGUUUGUAGCUUUUCUAACUCACCACUGAACUCAAGACAAAUAUCAUUCCAGAUCAGCUCCAAACUGCCUCAUGAGGAGCAGAAUGAAUCCACAUCUCUGGUUACUAGUAAAUCCUUCUCAUCAGCAAUGAGAGCUCUGCUCUUCAGCAGCAUGUCAGUGUGUCUUGUAUGUAGGAGGGCAAAGCGUUCAGCAGCUUCUUCAUGUGUGAGUCCACAAACAUGUGAGACUUGAGAUGAAUCCUCACAUGUUAAGUUCAACUGUUACUAUUUAGUUUGGACACAACUUGUUGUAUUUUAUAUUUCAACCACAAGAUGGCGCCAUGAUAUUUAAAGCAC
Molecule: messenger RNA, 1853 nt
Organism: Anarrhichthys ocellatus (wolf-eel)
Lineage: Eukaryota; Metazoa; Chordata; Actinopteri; Perciformes; Anarhichadidae
Product: tripartite motif-containing protein 16-like protein
Exons: 1
Molecular function (GO): protein binding
Source: RefSeq, a predicted model, not a curated record